Fusarium mangiferae is the source of this 1644-nucleotide messenger RNA. RefSeq names its product putative RCO3 glucose transporter. NCBI's taxonomy places the organism in Eukaryota, Fungi, Ascomycota, Sordariomycetes, Hypocreales, Nectriaceae. The record is from RefSeq and is a predicted model, not a curated record. Bases 1 to 1644 code for a protein of 547 amino acids. Gene Ontology annotation, cellular component: membrane. Gene Ontology annotation, biological process: carbohydrate transport; transmembrane transport. The transcript has 4 exons. Gene Ontology annotation, molecular function: carbohydrate:proton symporter activity.
AUGGGACUUCUCAGCAAAGUGUCUCUUUCGAGGCCCCAGGAUGAACCUGGCAAGGCGUGGCCAGCCAUCGCCGUGGGCUUCUUCGUUGCCUUUGGUGGUGUUCUCUUUGGCUAUGAUACUGGCACUAUCAGCGGUAUCUUGGCUAUGCCUUACUGGCAGCGUGAAUUCAGCACAGGUUAUAUUGAUGCUGACGGAAACCCCAACGUCACUUCGUCUCAGGAAUCAGCUAUCGUGUCUAUUCUCUCUGCGGGCACCUUUUUCGGUGCCCUUGCCUCGCCUCUCUUGUCUGAUUGGCUUGGUCGUCGCCCUGGUCUGAUGAUCUCGACUUGGGUCUUCAACCUUGGAGUUGUCUUGCAUACUAUCGCGACCGAUAUUCCGUUGUUUCUGGCAGGCCGCUUCUUUGCUGGCUUCGGUGUUGGUCUUAUCUCUGCUACGAGUAUGAACUAUGUUUACCCCAGUGUUGCAGCGGCUAACUCUGCUCAAGUUCCUCUCUAUCAGUCUGAAACAGCUCCCAAAUGGAUCCGUGGUGCUAUCGUUGGCUCCUACCAGUGGGCCAUUACCAUUGGCCUGCUUCUUGCCGCUGUUGUGAACAACGCGACUUCGAAACGGGAUGAUUCAGGCUCCUAUCGAAUUCCUAUUGCGCUACAACUUGCUUGGUCUCUUAUCCUCUUUACUGGACUGUUGUUUCUUCCAGAGACUCCGCGCUUCCUUGUAAAGAAAAGCCAGUUGGACAAGGCGGCGAACUCUCUUAGCCGUCUUCGAAGAUUACCUGCCGAUUCCCCGGAAGUUGCAAACGAACUCAACGAGGUUGUAGCAAACCAUGAAUUUGAGAUGAGUCUUGGGCAGUCCUCUUAUCUCCAAUGCUUUAAGCCUCCCAUGCUCAAGAGGCAGCUUACGGGUAUGGGCGUUCAGGCGCUACAGCAGCUUACAGGUAUCAACUUCAUCUUUUAUUACGGCACCAAAUACUUCCAGAAUUCGGGUGUGUCUAGUGGCUUUGUCAUCUCAAUGAUCACUUCAGCUAUCAAUGUUGCAUCUACAGUGCCCGGCAUGUAUGCAAUUGAUAAAUGGGGACGCCGACCUAUGCUGUUAUACGGCGCCAUUGGCAUGUCUAUCUCUCAACUGAUUGUUGCUGUCUGUGGCACUCUGUCUACCGGUCAGCAUGAUAACGGCGAGAUUUUUAUUAAGAAUCUUGGCGGGCAACAAGCGGCUGUGGCCUUUGUUUGCAUUUAUAUCUCCAUCUUUGCAGCUACUUGGGGCCCCCUCGUUUGGGUGGUGACAGGAGAGAUCUUUCCCCUGAAGACACGAGCUAAAUCCCUUAGCAUCACGACAGCGACAAAUUGGCUACUUAACUGGGCUCUGGCUUAUUCCACGCCAUAUAUGGUCAACUAUGGCGAGGGAAACGCAAACCUGCAGUCUAAGAUCUUCUUUGUGUGGUUUGGUUGCUGCUUCCUAUGCAUUGCGUUCGUUUGGUUCUUUAUUUACGAAACGAAAGGACUUACUUUGGAGCAAGUCGAUCAGCUUUAUGAGGAAGUAAGCGUCGCCCGCAAGUCGGUCCACUGGGUUCCGUCUACGUCCUGGGAAAGUCGACAGGGCCACAGCAUGAAGAAAGAGGAGGAUGCAGAGGUAGAGGAAGUUGGCAAUUGA